Messenger RNA from Momordica charantia (bitter melon), 892 nucleotides. It is a transcript of the gene HGPT, whose product is annotated as Hypoxanthine-guanine phosphoribosyltransferase. Gene Ontology annotation, biological process: purine ribonucleoside salvage; hypoxanthine metabolic process; GMP salvage. Lineage: Eukaryota; Viridiplantae; Streptophyta; Magnoliopsida; Cucurbitales; Cucurbitaceae. Gene Ontology annotation, molecular function: hypoxanthine phosphoribosyltransferase activity; magnesium ion binding. The record is from RefSeq and is a predicted model, not a curated record. Gene Ontology annotation, cellular component: cytosol.
GCACUAUAGUCUUUUGAGCCCAGAGAGUGGAAUCUUGUUGGAACAUACCAUUUGUUCAAACUAUCCCUACCCUCGUUCAUGGCGGUACACUCUAAAAUUGAGACAGUGCUAUGGAACCAGGACCAGAUUUCGGCUCGAGUCGCCGACAUCGCCUCCCGAAUCUCUCUCGACUUCCCCGCAUUCUCUUCGCCGCCGGUCCUCGUCGGCGUCGCCACCGGAGCUUUCGUCUUCCUCGCCGACUUGGUCCGUCACAUCAACCUUCCAAUUUCUGUUGACCUUGUUCGGGUUGAAUCCUACGGUUUCGGCACUCACUCUAAUGGCGCUCCGAGAAUCUCGUCCGACUUGAAGGUCGAUGUCAAGAACAAGCACGUAAUUCUGGUUGAGGAUAUUGUAGACACUGGAAACACUUUAUCGUGUCUCAUUGCUCAUAUGGAGGCAAAAGGAGCAUCAUCUGUAUCAGUCUGCACUUUUCUCGACAAACCAACGAGACGAAAGGUUCAUUUUCAGCUAGUAGGCGAAGGAAAGUUCUACUGUGGGUUUGAAUGUCCAGAUUACUUUGUCGUGGGCUACGGAAUGGACUUUGCGGAGCAGUACAGAAAUUUACCAUAUGUUGGCGUCUUGAAGCCCGAGUGUUACCAGUGAUUCGAUCGACCGUCUCUACAAGGGUAGCGAUCUAUUUACUAUUUAUGUGCAGUCUUUAAGUGUUGAACUUGCAAUGUUUUCAUUACAUACCUAUGAACCCCUUCCCACAUUCAUUGCAAUGUUGUGGGGAAAAUCAAGACAUGAUAAGGGAAAUGGUACAGAAUUUGAACAUAGUUAGCUUUAGAUGCAAUUGGAAUCUGGAAGUUUCAAAACUUUAGAGAGCCAAUUCAUGAGUUUCUACUUUUCUCUA